AAAAUGGUUAACCAAAAAAAAAUCAAAACUAGACAAUACUCAUGGACCGAGGUUGUAGGUUCUAUGUGUUAUUUCAGGAACAUAAUUCUAAUUUUUACUCCAUAUUUUUAGUGAAAUUUUGGUCAGACUGCCUGAGCCUGAGCUUCUCCUCAAAAGCCAUCCACGGGCGACCCGGCCCGACUGACUUCAUCUUCUCCAAUCGUUCCUGGACUCCAACAGGGAGAGGGAGAGGGAGAGGGAGAGGGAGAGAGAUGAUCAACAGGACAAAGCUGAAAACCCUUCUCUCUCUCUUCGCCCUAAACUCGAUCACUCUCUACCUCUAUUUCUCCUCCCACGACGCCGAUCACAUCCGCCACAAGUCUCCGGCGAACCCCCGGUCCCAUCCAUCGGAAACUCGCUACAAACAAUCGCAUUCCCCUCCGUUUCGCACCAAACCCUGGCCGAUACUCCCGUCUUACCUCCCGUGGUCCCAGAGCCCGGAUGUCGCGCUCAGAUCCUGCGAGGCGUACUUCGGAAACGGCUUCACGCGCCGCCUCGACCUUCUCGCGCCCUCCGAUGGGGGCUGGUUCAGGUGUUUCCACAGCGAGACGUUGCAGAGCUCGGUGUGCGAGGGAGGGAGGGUUAGGAUGAGUCCGGAUAAGAUUAAAAUGUCAAAAGGAGGAGAGAAACUGGAGAUGGUGAUGGGAAGGGGAGAAGAGGAGGAAAUGCCUGUGUUCGAAUCCGGAGCGUUUGAUAUCCAAGUCUCGGAUCCAUCCAAGUCCGGGAAGAAGGUCGUGCCCCAAGGUUCCAUUGGGAAAUACACUAUGCGGGAGUUGAUUGAUUCAAUUCUGUUCACUGGUGCCGAAGACUUCCAAUGCACAGAGUGGAUUGAGGAGCCAACACUUCUGGUGACACGCUUUGAGUACGCAAACCUUUUCCACACCUUCACGGAUUGGUACAGUGCAUAUGUGGCAUCCAGAGUCACUGGCUUGCCGAGUCGACCUCAUGUUGUCUUCGUGGAUGGCCACUGUGAGACACAAUUGGAAGAAACAUGGAAAGCACUGUUUUCAAGCAUCAGAUACGCAAAAAAUUUCAGCGGUCCUGUUUGCUUCCGCCAUGUCAUUCUCUCACCCUUGGGGUAUGAGACAGCCCUCUUUAGGGGCCUCUCACAAAAUAUAAACUGCCAAGGAGCUUCGGCCCAUGAACUGUGGCAAAACCCAAACGACAAGAGAACCGCGAGGUUGCAUGAGUUUGGGGAGAUGGUAAAAGCAGCCUUUGGGUUCCCAGUGAAUAGACUAAACAACCCCUUGAAGCCUGUUUCAGGUCACAAUAUUCUCUUUGUUCGGCGCGAGGACUAUUUUGCCCACCCCCGUCACAGCGGGAAAGUGCAGUCGAGGCUUAGCAACGAAGAAGAAGUGUUUAAUUCGGUCAAAAACUGGGUGGCAUCAUCAUCAUCAUCAUCAAGACAAUUGAAGUGCAAGGUGAAUGUAGUGAAUGGGCUGUUUGCACACAUGUCGAUGAAGGAGCAAGUUCGAGCAAUACAAGACGCCUCCAUCAUCGUGGGGGCCCACGGGGCGGGUCUUACCCACAUCAUAUCCGCGAUGCCGAGGACGGUAGUUUUAGAGAUUGUUAGCAGUGAAUACAGACGUCCCCAUUUCGCCCUCAUCGCGCAAUGGAAGGGUCUCGAGUAUCACCCCAUUUUCUUGGAUGGGUCCCACGCCAAUCCCCCUGUCGUGACUGACAAGCUCCGCAGCAUUUUGAAAAACAGCUUCGAAUGCUGACCUUGCAGGCUCUGCCGCUGCUUCAAAAUUGAUUGAUGGCUAACAUAUACAGGGCAAGAUUACGAAAACCCAAUGGGGAAUAGUCUCAGUUUUGGCUAUCUUCAAUCUGUGUAUUUGCAGUGUAUCAGUCCGUGUAGUCAGUAGUGUAAUACGUACUUCAUCAUUUUAGCUACGAAUACAUUUUCAAAAGAAAUUAAAUUAUACGAAUACGUUAUUUACCGUAAAAAAAGAAGUGGUCAUUU
Cuscuta campestris is the source of this 2002-nucleotide messenger RNA. Lineage: Eukaryota; Viridiplantae; Streptophyta; Magnoliopsida; Solanales; Convolvulaceae. The record is from the annotation of a GenBank genome assembly.